AAAUGGCGCUGCCCAUGAACACAUAAAAUUUAUAUGUGCUUUUUAUUUUCAUCGGAAUCUAAACCUUUUAUGUGAUCAUUUCAUAAUAAGACUAAGAGGAAAAUUUACUUACCAGUAUUACCAACAUGGAGGAAGUCGACAUCCCUACCAAACGCAGGAAACUAUCUGGUGAUGAUUGCAAAACUGAUGAUGCUUCAGAAGGCACAGAGGACGAGACCAGUUAUAUCUCCACAUCCAAUGUGCCAGUGAUUGAGGCCAAGGAACCGGAAAAAUGUGUUGAAUCAAGUUCAGAGGUUAAGCGGGCUGUUGACUCUCCUCAAGCGGUUACAGGUGGGGCCAGUGAAAUGGUUGAGGAGGAUGACAUGCUGUCUACAUAUCAGUUGGAAAAGGAUGUUGGCAUAACAGAGUACAUCAGUCAGCAUGAAGGAUUCUAUGGUAUUCUGAAAGAAAGGUAUUCAGAUUUCUUGGUGAAUGAGAUUGAUCCAGCUGGUGUGAUUGUGAGGCUUACAGAUUUGUCUGAACCCGUGGACCAAUCAUUACCACCUCAGGACCAUUCUUUGGCUGGUGUGAUCUCUGAAGAAGUACAGAAACAGCUUCAGGAUUUGGCUCAAUCUACUGACAAAAAGGCUUCAGUUGUUAUUGAGGUCGGAGAUGAUAAAGAGAAGAGGACUUCGAUACACCGUGCAAUACGACAGAUGGCAAUGGGGUUGGAAAGCAAAACUGAUGAAGUCGACAACAAAAAAGUUAUUGCGGUGACACGCAUGAAGCAAAAAGGGAACCGACGAGGAGACAGGUGGCCUCCUCAUCGACCAGAUUACUGCCACUUCGUGAUGUACAAAGAGAAUCGUGAUUCGAUGCAGGCAGUCAAUACACUGGCCAAGUUCAUGCAUAUGAGAGCGAAUCAUUUUACGUUUGCUGGUACCAAGGAUAAAAGAGCUAAGACUACACAAAGGAUCUCAGUCUACAGGGUCGAAGCCGAUCGACUUCACAAACUCAACAACACUCUACAUGGCAUCAAAUUGGGAAAUUUCAAGUUCAGCAAGCAGUCAAUCAAACUUGGUGACUUGUCAGGAAAUCACUUCUCAAUCAUUCUAAGGUCGGUGUCUGGGUCUGAUGAGCAGUUUCAGACAGCCAUGACAUCCUUGAAGGAUGUUGGCUUCAUCAAUUACUUUGGGAUGCAGAGAUUUGGCACAUCGAGCAUUCCAACGCAUCAUGUUGGCAGGUGCCUCCUUCACAGCAAAUGGUCAGAGGCAGUAGAACUUAUUCUGAAGGCAAGGACCAAAGACCCUGAUGUUGCUGAAUGUCUCGAAGUCUGGAAUAAAACAAAGGAUCCAGAGAAGGCUAUUGCAAAGUUGAGGAAGAAUGGCUGUGUAGAGAUGCAUCUGCUGCAGGGCUUGAGACGAUUUGGUCAGACUGACCUUGUGACUGCUCUGCAAAUGAUACCAAGGAACACUAGACUAAUGUAUGUCCACAGUUACCAGAGUUAUGCGUGGAACUGUGUCGUCAGUCGCAGAAUCCGAGAAUUUGGUAUAAAGCCUGUCGUUGGUGACCUUGUAAUUCCUGGCUUCAAAAACGUAGAGGUUGACCAAAAUAAAGAUGAAUUGAAGCCUGUCCUUAUAACCGAGGACACCUUGUCUGAGUACACAAUUCAUGAUAUAGUUCUUCCACUUCCUGGGUUUAGUGUCAUCUACCCAGACAACUCAAUCCGUGAUUGGUACAAGGAAAUACUAGCAGAAGACAACCUGAAUAUUGAUAAUCUCAAGCACAAAAUCAGAGAUUAUUCACUACCUGGAACCUAUCGUAGAAUUUUAGUAAGGCCGUCCGAUGUAUCAUGGACGUCAUUCCAAUAUGAGGAUCCUCACAUACCUCUAAUCCUGAGUGAUCUAGACAAUCUGCAGAUGUUGCCAGAACCAAAGUCUGUCGAAGGUGGAAAACUGAAUGCUCUCAAGUUAGAAUUCUCUCUUCCGUCGUCUACUUAUGCCACCAUGGCCUUACGAGAAGUGCUCAAGUUGGACACAUCCAAGGCUCACCAAACUUCGUGUACUCUGAGCAAAAGAUGAGGAAUAUGAACACACGAAUUCCUGGAGUUAAUGUAAAAGAUGAGGAAUAUGAACACACGAAUUCCUGGAGUUAAUGUAAAAGAUGAGGAAUAUGAACACACGAAUUCCUGGAGUUAAUGUAAAUGUUUUGGUGCUCUUCUGAUGGAUCUGGGACAGUGUACCAAGGUCUCUACGGGAAUAACAAGCUUCUAACUGAUAUGCCAAAAUCAUUUUCACAAGUCUGUAGAGGAUGUUAGUGAAGUGUAUAAAUCUGUCACCAAUCUGUUACGAGACAUAUUGAAAUAUUUUUGUUCAUAGUAUUUGUAGCAUUUGAUCUUUUUAUUUGAAUUGGUCAAUAAAAGAUAAAUGUCUGAAUGUUUCCA
Lineus longissimus is the source of this 2422-nucleotide messenger RNA. RefSeq names its product pseudouridylate synthase 7 homolog. Gene Ontology annotation, molecular function: pseudouridine synthase activity; RNA binding. Gene Ontology annotation, cellular component: nucleus. The coding region runs from base 126 to 2060 and encodes 644 amino acids. The record is from RefSeq and is a predicted model, not a curated record. Gene Ontology annotation, biological process: pseudouridine synthesis. NCBI's taxonomy places the organism in Eukaryota, Metazoa, Nemertea, Pilidiophora, Heteronemertea, Lineidae. The transcript has 16 exons.